AUGGCAGUGGGAGAGGACGAGGUCAACCUGUGGUCGCCCUUUACAAGCGAUACCAUCCUCGAGGUGCGCUCUGGGAAGCUCAAGAAAUUUAAGGGCCUCAAUAUCGAAUCUGGAAUCGACAAGUCACUCCUGAGCGGGCGAGUCUACAUCGGCAAGCUGGGCAUAGACGGCGAUGAGCACGACCUGACGUUUCAUGGAGGGCCUGACAAAGCCGUCCAUGGAUACUGCUGCACACACUACCCAUCCUGGGCCUCCGAGUUCCCCACCGCCUCCUCCCGCUUUGUCCCAGGCGGCUUCGGCGAGAACUUGGUAACAGCCCACAUGAACGAGCGCAACGUCUGCAUAGGCGACAUCGUCGCCAUAGGGCCUGACCCCUCUACAGGACCCCUCUUACAGGUCUCUCUCCCCCGCCAGCCCUGCUUCAAGCUCAACCACCGCUUCGAGCUCAAGAACUUCGCCCCCAACACGUGGCGGCUGAGCAGGACGGGGUGGUACUACCGCGUGCUGCGCGAGGGGUGGGUGAGCGCAGGGGACGAGAUCAGGCUGGUCGAGCGGCGCCACCCCCGCUGGACCAUCGAGCGGGUGCAGGAGUAUCUGCACCGGAACACCGGGGUGCUGGCAGUGAACGAGGAGCUGGCGGGGAUCGAGGAGUUUGGGAAGGAGAGCCACGACGCGUUUGCGGGACGAGUGGCCAGACAAAAGGCCAAGGAGAGAAGGGAGCGGGAGGGGAAAGAUGGGGACGAGGAGAGGCAGUGGCGGGACUUUAGAAUCGUGGAGAAGACGAGGCAGACGGGACGGAUCACCUCGUUCGUGCUCGAGGCGGUGGACAAGGUGGCCGAGGCAGAGCUGGACGAGGGCGCGCACGCAAAGAUCAGAUUACCUGCGCCCAGCGGCGGCGGAGGCGGGCAGCCGCUGGUGCGCGCCUACUCUGUGGUCUCGGGCGACAAGAACAGGCUCGAGCUCGGCAUCGCGCUGGACGAGCACAGCCGCGGCGGGUCGAGGUACCUCCACGAGACGGCGGCCGUGGGCGACGUGCUGCAGGUCGGCCGGCUGACGUCCAUGGCCCUCCUCACCUCGGCGAGCUGUCACGUCUUCGUGGCGGGCGGGAUCGGCAUCACGGCGUUUCUCAACCUCCUCGCCGAGCUGCGGCGCUUCAACUUCGCCGCCAAGCUGCACUACGCCGUGCGCUCCCAGGACGACAUCCCGUUCCGGGAUCGGAUCGAGGCGCUGGGGCCGGACGUGGUCACCAUCUACGACAGGCAAGCGGGCCAGCGGCUGUGCAUCCGCCAGGUCAUCAGGGACAUGCCCUGGAACUCGCGGCUCUACUUCUGCGGGUCGACGCGCCUGAUGGACGAGGCGCUGCGGGAGACACAGGCCGCGGGGAUCGGGCCCGAGGAGGUCCACUUUGAGGCCUUUGCGGCGGAGACCAGCGGAGAUCCCUUCGAGGCCGUGGUGGCCAACCGAGACGAGGAGGUCGUCAAGGUCGACGGGGAGGAGACGCUGCUCGAGGUGCUGCAGAGGAGGUUUGGGGUGGACCAGAUCCCUUCCUCGUGCGAGGUGGGCAACUGUGGGACGUGCAAGAUCAGGCUCAAGGCGGGGAGGGUGGAUCAUCGGGGCACGGCGCUGACCGAGGAGGAGAAGGCGGAUUCCAUCUUGAGCUGUGUGUCUCGGGGGGUUGGCCGGAUUACUGUUGAGUUAUGA
Messenger RNA from Cryphonectria parasitica EP155, 1701 nucleotides. RefSeq lists its product as uncharacterized. The record is from RefSeq and is a predicted model, not a curated record. The coding region runs from base 1 to 1701 and encodes 566 amino acids. Lineage: Eukaryota; Fungi; Ascomycota; Sordariomycetes; Diaporthales; Cryphonectriaceae. Gene Ontology annotation, molecular function: pyridoxal phosphate binding; molybdenum ion binding; oxidoreductase activity. The transcript has 2 exons.